UGGACAUCGGAUAUUACGGAGCGGUAAAUUGAUUGAUUGCGUUACGCCAUGUCACAGUCACGUCAAUCAACCUCGUCAAUUCCUCCUGAACUUCGAGUAGAUUUAAGUGAAAUAGUCGAAGACUUGUUAGCCUUUCACUAUGAUGAUAUCAGCACUUCUCUGUCCGACAACACAAACUCUACAAACUCUACUUUGACAACUAGUGGAUCAAACAGUGCUGAUCUAAUUCGUCGGCUUACUCGUAUGCGUUCAAGCAUACAACGAGCUCAAGAAGCAGUACGUAAACUUACCACUUUUGAUCUAGAUCUUCCUGCUCAAGAGAAGCUAUUAUUAGCUGUUGCCAACUCUUGUGUAACUAAACGUCAUUUAGUAUGCAUGCUGAAGACUGAACUUGAAAAGUUAUCGUCUAAAGAUUCUGACUGUUAUUUUGAGUGAUUCUUUUCUUCUUCUUCCUACUACUUCUUUUCUUGUGAUAUCCCUUUCUUGAUAAUUGUGUACAGUUUUUAUAGAAAUAUUGACAAAAUAAAUUUAUUUCCACGAAGUUUGCGUCUUGUUUUUCUCCUGGUUGCUUUCUUCUUUGUCUGAUUAGUGUUUUUUUAUUAGCGUAUGUUACAUUGCAUAAAUUACAGGAUUUCAUUGUGAGCUGACAUUGGUUAGAGAACCAUUGGAAAACCUGAGAGUACUGAACAACUGUUUCGUCC
Messenger RNA from Trichobilharzia regenti, 701 nucleotides. Lineage: Eukaryota; Metazoa; Platyhelminthes; Trematoda; Strigeidida; Schistosomatidae. The record is from the annotation of a GenBank genome assembly.